Coccomyxa subellipsoidea C-169 is the source of this 1122-nucleotide messenger RNA. Its product is annotated as EXS-domain-containing protein. Lineage: Eukaryota; Viridiplantae; Chlorophyta; Trebouxiophyceae; Coccomyxaceae. The record is from RefSeq and is a predicted model, not a curated record. Gene Ontology annotation, cellular component: membrane; cytoplasm. Bases 1 to 1122 code for a protein of 373 amino acids. The transcript has 8 exons.
AUGCAUGCGCAGUGGGACCGCACAUUUGUAGUGGGAGUUCUAGGAGGGGCGACGCUGGCAGCGUACGCAAUCGUGGCCUGUCUGCGCACAGCCAGCCAGGAUCAUCUGGAGCUCUUCCACAUCUACUACCAGCCGCUGCUGGUCAUCCUGGCAAUGCUGUGGCUGUGGGCGAUCGACGUGAGGAUAUUUGAGCGCAAACGCAUCGCCUAUGGAGUCUGCUUCAGCCCCCACGACCAACACUCUUCCAGGCAAGGGGCAGCAUUGCUUGACAUACCUACUGUGACAGUUUGCAUGCUCUGCCCAUGUUCCGUCAUGAGCAUGUCUACGCGCCAGUUCUUUGCCAGGACGCUGUACCGGGUGGCGACGCCGGUGAGGGAGGUGUCAUGGGCGGACUUCCUGCUGGCGGAUGUGCUCACGUCCCUGGCCAAGGCGCUGUCGGACCUGGAGCGCGCCCUCUGCCACCUGCUGGCCGGGCCCGUCAUGCAGCCGCACGCCUCCGAGCAGUUUCUGUCUGGUGAUCAGGUGUGCGGCAGCAGCUCGUGGAUCAUUCCCCUGGGGCUGGCGCUGCCGUACGCAUGGCGCCUGUGCCAGUGCAUACGAGUUUACCGCGACACAGGCGUCCGCACCAAUCUGUUCAAUGCGCUGAAAUACUCCACGGCGUUUCCGGUCAUCUUCUUCUCAGCCAUGAAGUACCAGGUCCCUGUGGAGGAGUGGCACGGCUUCUACAAGCCGAUGUGGCUGCUGUCGGCGCUGAUCAACUCCAGCUAUUCCUACUACUGGGACAUCGAGCGCGAUUGGGACAUCCAGUGGUUCACCGCCCCAGGUGUGCUUGAGAUGCAUCACUGCUGUAAAACCUUCGAGCUGUUUUUCCAGAAGGCGUUUUACUACUACCUGAUGGCGUCCAACCUGCUGCUGCGCCUGGCCUGGACCUACAAGCUAUCGCCGCACUUGCGCCGCAAUCAUGACACCGUCCUCGCCUUCACCCUGCUGGAGGCGUUCCGGCGGUUCCAGUGGGUGCCGGUGCGCGUGGAGGUGGAGCUGCGCAAGCUGCAGCAUGCGCGCCCAGACCUCGGCCAGCUCGUGCCCGCGCCAGCCGCCCCCGAGAGGACCCGGGAACCCUGA